AUGAAGAUCAACUUUGUCCAUCUGAUGCCGGCGGUAGCCAACUUGUUAGAGCUAUCCGCGUUGCCCGGACUUACUGGCCUCACUCUUGCAGAAGCCGCUAUUAGCUGUGCCGUCGGAGCCAUCAGCCCGGAUAGGCCAGUCAGGCACGUGGGAAAGCGUCUAGGCGGCUACUUGUGGAUUAUUGAUCAAGACGAUUGCAGGCAUCUAAUGCCCAUAGGCUGCGUCGGGGAACUCGUGGUUUCCGGACCGACGCUGGCCAGAGGGUAUCUCAACGACGCGGCGAAGACAAAUGCCGCCUUCAUCACAUAUGUCGAUUUGAUUGCCAAGGAAAAGGACAAUAUCCUGUACAAAACAGGAGACCUGGCGCGGUUUGAUUUCGACGGCAACGUGGAGAUGAUGGGCAGAGAGGAGUCAAAGGACGACGGGCAAAUCAAGCUCAACGACCUGAGGAUUGAGCUCGGAGAGAUUGAGAAGGCGAAAAUGUUGCCCUCAAUUUUCAGAAGCUCGUCAUACAUGUUCAAGAGGGCGAUAUCCAAGGCAGCACACAGACUCCAAAAUAACUUGCCGCAAUACAUGGUUCCCAAUUUGUGGACACCCGUAUGCUCGUGGCCUCCGAAUGCGACCGGCAAGACGGACAAAAGACGCCUCGCGUCAGCCGCCGAGGCCCAAGCCCCAGCCAAGAUGAUGGAGUAUCUACAGACCACGAAAGCAGAUGGCAGCAGUGAUGAGAUGGAGAUGAAGAAUAGGGCAGAGGAGGUCCUUGAAGACGCUUGGAAGCAGGUUCUGAACAGGCAAGACGGCGUGACAUAUGAACUGCACGACGACUUCUUUGCCGUAGGCGGCGAUUCCCACACAACCAUCAGGCUCAUCUCUUUGCUCAAGGCCAAGGGCGCACAGGUCACUGCGCAGGACAUUUUUGGAGCCAAGACGUUGAGAAAUAUGGCAAUCGUCAUCUCUAUCAAAAACCCAGGAUACAUCUGGGCGCGCGAUGGCUCCAGGUCAAGGGACCAAAACAUGAAUGGGGUCACUGGAGCUGCCAACGAGGGAGAGAUGCCGCCGGUCGUGGCCAUGGAGACUGGAAUCGAAGACGUAUACCCUCCGUCACACAUGUAG
Molecule: messenger RNA, 1113 nt
Organism: Metarhizium robertsii ARSEF 23
Lineage: Eukaryota; Fungi; Ascomycota; Sordariomycetes; Hypocreales; Clavicipitaceae
Product: nonribosomal peptide synthase SidD
Exons: 3
Coding region: 1-1113 (370 amino acids)
Biological process (GO): amino acid activation for nonribosomal peptide biosynthetic process; secondary metabolite biosynthetic process
Cellular component (GO): cytoplasm
Molecular function (GO): phosphopantetheine binding
Source: RefSeq, a predicted model, not a curated record